AUGAGCAAGCGGCGGCAGCGGGCGGACCAGGCGGCGCGAACGGAGCGGCUCAGCGAUGAAGUUGCGGCAUUGCAUGACGACAUUUUCCAACUCGAGCAGCACCUUGGCGAAGUUGCGAGGCUGUCGUCGUCGCCACAGCCGAGAAGGGGGCUCGGUCAAGAUUAUGUGACCGAUGUAGGAAGCGAUCGAUACCCGGCAAACUUGUCAGGCGCCACUUUCGUGGGUAGAGCAGUGCCACGCGUGGAUGCGGUCGAGUAUUGCGUCCAAGACAAAUCUGGUGCUGCCGAAGCCCAGCUACGACACUUUGUCGUGCAAUUUCAACACGGGUGGACGCGAACCAUGGACUCGGACCUAGGUCGCUUUUUUCGUGAAGAUGUCGCGGUGGUGUACGCCCAGCCUGCCACCAGGAGCGAGCUCAGUAAAGACACCCUCGAAGGUGGAUUGCGUGGCCUUGUGGCCAAGUGGAAAUGCAGUUGCGAUGCGCUGCACAUGUUUCAGAUGGAGCUACGGCAACUGGUGUCGUUGGAGCCCCCACUGGAAUGGCUGCUCUCGGUCGACGUGACCUGUCAAAUGACGUUCGAAGCGGUCAUGCUCCACUUCCCCCACGUCACUCAAGACUGCGUCCAUGCGAACGCGAUCUUGGCCAAGCUGGUGGCGGCGCCGCUACGCUUUGAUGUACAAUGCCACGUUUGGCUUGACGACGACUUCAAGAUUGUGCAAGCCGAAGUCGGUGUGGGGUGGGCGGCGGCUCUGCUGGCGUGUCUAGGUAACCCCGAUGAUGUCGUGUGGGUGCUCCAACCGCCAGAUGUGCAGGGUGAAAUCCCGUUGGAAAGUUGA
Aphanomyces invadans is the source of this 837-nucleotide messenger RNA. RefSeq lists its product as hypothetical. The record is from RefSeq and is a predicted model, not a curated record. Bases 1 to 837 code for a protein of 278 amino acids. NCBI's taxonomy places the organism in Eukaryota, Oomycota, Saprolegniomycetes, Saprolegniales, Verrucalvaceae. The transcript has a single exon.